AUUUUCUCUCUUGUUCUUCUUCAUCAUCAAUGGAUGAGAUAAAACCAAAGAAAGAUGAAAAUUCCAAACGUCGUCGUAAUGCCACAGCCAUAUGCCGUGAAACAGGAGACCACGUCCAUUAUCCUCCAACACGCAAAACCAAACCCAAAUCCACACGUGCUCAUCACGCGCCACCACCGAUCCUCGAAUCAAUCUUCAAAGUCACUCACAAGCCACACUACGGUGAAUGCAGGAAGAAUCACGCCGCCGAUAUUGGAACCACCGCAUACGACGGCUGCGGCGAGUUUGUUAGCUCCACCGUAGAAGGAGCUUCUUUAAACUGCGCUGCAUGCGGUUGUCACCGGAACUUCCACCGUGAAGAGUCCAUUCCGGAGAACGGUGGCGUUACUGAGACGGUUCUUGAAGUUCUCAAGAUUUCGUCGUAUCAGUUUCGUCGGAUCUUUUGCUCACCUUACGGCGGCGGAAAAAGCAAAGGAAAGAAGGAGAGUUAUGGAGGAGAUCGGGUUGUUAAAGAUCGAUUUGGCGGUGGAGAGUUAGCGGCGGAGGAGGAGGAGGAGGAGGUGGGGAGAGUGAAGAGAUUGAAGACGAAGUUUACGGCGGAGCAGACGGAGAAAAUGAGGGGUUACGCGGAGAAGCUACGGUGGAAGGUGAGACCUGAGAGGCAAGAGGAGGUUGAAGAGUUUUGUGUAGAGAUUGGAGUGAAUCGGAAGAAUUUUAGGAUUUGGAUGAAUAAUCACAAAGAUAAGAACUGAUUAAUGAUUAUUUACCAAACUCUAAUUGUGUUGCUUUUUUUUUUUUUUUUCUUUUUUCUAAAUUUUUGCAUUCUAGUUUGUUUUUAAUUGGUAGUUUAGUGUAAUUCUGUGUAGUGUAAUGUAUAAAUAACAAGUUCAUUA
Messenger RNA from Arabidopsis arenosa, 893 nucleotides. The record is from the annotation of a GenBank genome assembly. Lineage: Eukaryota; Viridiplantae; Streptophyta; Magnoliopsida; Brassicales; Brassicaceae.